Sipha flava (yellow sugarcane aphid) is the source of this 2067-nucleotide messenger RNA. RefSeq names its product regulator of nonsense transcripts 3B (gene Upf3). Gene Ontology annotation, cellular component: cytoplasm; nucleolus. The record is from RefSeq and is a predicted model, not a curated record. The transcript has 6 exons. Gene Ontology annotation, molecular function: mRNA binding. Gene Ontology annotation, biological process: nuclear-transcribed mRNA catabolic process, nonsense-mediated decay; positive regulation of translation. Bases 182 to 1612 code for a protein of 476 amino acids. Lineage: Eukaryota; Metazoa; Arthropoda; Insecta; Hemiptera; Aphididae.
ACAAACAACAGCAACAAUCUUUUACUGUACUCUAGGUGUUAUUCAAUUUAUUUAGUAUUUCAGUAGUCAUAGUGCGUGUAAAUAUUAUUCGCUCUACUUUUAAGUUAAUCAAAUUCUGUGAAUUUAGUCAGAGAACUUAAUUUUCUGUGUAUAAUUUUGAUUCAAAGGAAAUGUAUUAAAAAUGAUUAAAGAAAAUACUGAAGUAAUCAAAGGACCUGAGAAAGUGGACGAAUUUUUGUUGUCUCUUUUUAAAGCUUUAGAUAGACAGAAAUCUAAAGAUGAUCGUAAAUCAGUGGAAAAGAAAGUGAUUGUUCGAAGGUUGCCCCCAACUAUGACUGAAGAACGAUUCCUCAAUGAAGUGUCUCCUUUACCCGAAUUCAAUUACAUGUAUUUUAUACCUGGUGAUUCUCAUGCAGUACCAUUCCAUCAUUCAAGAGUGUAUAUUAAUUUUCUUAAAGAAGAAGAUCUAUAUAUGUUUACUGACAAAUUUGAUGGUUACGUAUUUGUAGAUGACACUGGUGAUGAGUACCCGGCUAUAGUUGAACUAGCGCCAUACCAGAGAAUACCAAAAAAAAAAAUUGAUAAGGAUCCCAAUUGGGGUAAAAUACAUGAAAACCCAGUGUUCUUAGAAUUUAAACGAAAUUUUGAACAGAAAACUAUUGAUACUACACUAAAAACAACCCAGCACUUUUUCGAAUCUGUUGAAGAUAAAUCUCAAGAACAAGAUAUAAGUACUCCACUUCUUGAAUAUUUGGCAAAACAGAAUGAUAGGCAACGUUCACGGGUAAAUCAAAGAGAUGAACGCCGAAAAAAAGUCUUUAUCAAAAAACAAGAAAAAGAAGAUAUUCGUCGAUUCAAAAAAGUAGAAAAAGAGAUUUUUAUUAAACCUAAACCAGUAACCAAAAUCAGCACAAUUAGUAAAAGAGUAAUUGAUGAAAAACCCGUAAAAGAUACAAGCCAAAAAAAGAUGAUUAAAAGUUAUAAAGAUGACUCAGGAUUUAUUGGUGAAAAAAAAAAGUAUUAUGAUGAAAGUCAUAAAAUUAAAAUUGAUGAUAAAACUAAAAGUGAAGACAGUCAUAAAUUCAAAAGUGAUGAAAUUCAAAAAAAUAAAAGUGAAGACUUAUCUAAAGAUGACGAAAUCAAAAAAAUAGAAUUUAAAAUAAAAACAAAUAAGCUAAAUAAUACAAAUAAAUAUUUUGAUAAUGACUUGAAAGAUGAAAUUCCUUUGAAAUCUGAAAAAGUGAACAUAGAUAAUUUUAAAGAAGACAUUGAUAUUGUUAAAAAUCCAGAUAUCCCAAAACCAGAUACCCCAAAACUAGAAACUCCAAAACCAGAAAAUAUAGAAAAUAAAACUAGUGGAUCAUUGAAACACAAUGAUUCAUAUAAAGAAAAUGAUAUUGAAAUGGAUGAAUAUAAUAAAAAAUAUUCGCCUGAUGGAGAUAAAAAAAAUGUUCAAUGUAAACGAGUUGAUAAUCGCCGCCAAGAUUCCAAGACUGAACGUCGCAUUAGAAACAAAGAUCGCCCAGCUAUAGAAAUUUAUAGGCCCGGUAUGGGCAGAUUGAGUAAAAUUAAAGUAGAAAAUGACUCUGCUGAAUCAAAAUCUAAGAAGUAAUAAUAUAAUUAUAAAAAAUUUUCUUGGUUAUUGAUUUUCAAGCUUUUCUCCACUAAUUGUAUUACAUAUUAAAAUUAUGUUUUGUAAUAAUAAUAACAGAUUAUGUUAUAUCUGUUAGUUUCGUUAACAACUGUACCUUCUACAAGUAUGUAUCCAGGGAUGAAUUAAAUAGCAUACCGUGAAAAAUUACAUUAUAUUUUAUACGCAUGUUAUAAAUACUAACUUUACCAUUCUAUUUCAAUUAAAAUCAAGUCAAUUAAAAUACAAAUAUUUUAUAAAUUUAAAUUGUUUAAGUACAGAUUUUUCAAUUAUAUACCAACAGUGUAUUGCAAUAAGUUAUAUAACAGUGUAAUAUUUCUUAUUAUAAUUCAUACUUUAUUAAAAGGAUGACUUGAACCACUAUUAAUAUUGUAUCCAAAAUUAAUUCAUUUAUUUUAUGACACUAGCAAAACUUG